Molecule: messenger RNA, 7044 nt
Organism: Chelonia mydas (Green sea turtle)
Lineage: Eukaryota; Metazoa; Chordata; Testudines; Cheloniidae
Gene: SLC39A9
Product: solute carrier family 39 member 9
Exons: 7
Coding region: 846-1763 (305 amino acids)
Biological process (GO): zinc ion transport; transmembrane transport
Cellular component (GO): membrane
Molecular function (GO): metal ion transmembrane transporter activity
Source: RefSeq, a predicted model, not a curated record
UCAUCUUUGAUAGGGGCAUCGUGUCCUAUCAGAGGCUUUGUGCCUCUCGCCCCUUCCAAGGUGGUCCCUUAGCGGUUAUUUGUCCGCCAUCUUGGAAUCGGGCGGGAAGUGGCGGCAGAAAGUGAGUCACGUGAGAAAGCCGCUCCGUUCCAGCCCCCCCGCUGAGGGGAGGCUCAGGUGGCUAACCCGGAAGCUGCUCGCGGGAAGGGGAAGUGUCUGACCGCGGAGCUGCCACUUGGCCUCCAUGGCAGCCGCGGGGGACGCCGGGCGCAGAGGGGAGCUGGAAGCCUGAGGGACUGAGCUCCCCGCUGAACCGCUCCGCGCCGCCCUCCGCUGAGACCAGGGGCCAGCAGGGGAAGGCGAAGGCGUUGCCGGCGUCUCCCUGCGGCCGGUAGGAAGGGCCGGGCUCCCUCCCCGCUGUGUCUCGGGGCGAGCGGCCUUUCUGUUGCCCCUGGGGCUGGUAUCGUCUGUGAGCCGGGUGGGCCCUUCUCUCACCCGGGCGAAAAGGUGCCCCCGGGUUGUGGGAGAGAAAGGGCCUUUCCGGUCCCCCAGGGGUGGCCUAAUCCCCUGGGGCCCUUGAGAGGGGAGGCGGCGAGAGGGAGAGAAUCGUGGGAUCCCAGCUGCUGUUGACAGAUCCAGGGAUCAGGGCCAGGAAAGCCGGGUGUCUCUCUCACACAUUUAGCUCUUGGGGGAGGGAGGGAGUUUGUGGCACCACCGGGGAAGAGGCGCCUCUGACCUUCAUGACUCUGCUGGAGCCGCAACACCUGAACAAGUUGAAAAACUGCAUGCACUAAAAGCUGGAAAAGUUGAAUUCUACUUUAAGCGAGUGGACAAAAAGCAACAACAUGGAUGAUUUCAUCUCCAUCAGUUUGCUGUCUCUGGCUAUGCUGGUUGGCUGUUACGUGGCAGGGAUUAUCCCCUUGGCAGUUAAUUUUUCAGAGGAAAGGUUAAAGCUGGUGACAGUUCUGGGUGCUGGGCUCCUCUGCGGAACUGCCUUGGCGGUAAUUGUGCCUGAAGGAGUACAUGCACUUUAUGAAGACAUUUUGGAGGGGAAGCACCAUCAGGCCAGUGAGACUCAAAAUGUGGUUGAAUCUGAGAAAGCAGCAGAAAUAACAGCUGAGCAUGAGCAUGGCCAUGACCAUUCAAAAUUACACGCAUACAUUGGUGUUUCCCUUGUCCUUGGUUUUGUCUUCAUGCUUUUGGUGGACCAGAUAGGCAGCUCACACGUGCACGCUACAGAUGACCCAGAAGCGGCAAGGUCAGGCAAUUCCAAAAUCACUACUACACUGGGACUAGUGGUCCAUGCUGCAGCUGAUGGUGUUGCAUUGGGGGCAGCAGCUUCUACUUCCCAGACCAGUGUCCAGUUAAUAGUGUUUGUUGCAAUUAUGUUACACAAGGCACCAGCUGCCUUUGGCCUGGUUUCCUUUCUAAUGCAUGCUGGGCUGGAACGGAAUCGAAUCAGAAAGCACUUGCUGGUCUUUGCAUUGGCAGCACCUGUUUUGUCAAUGGUGACGUACUUAGGGCUAAGCAAGAGCAGCAAAGAAGCCCUUUCAGAAGUCAACGCCACUGGAGUUGCCAUGCUUUUCUCUGCUGGGACUUUUCUGUAUGUUGCCACAGUGCACGUCCUCCCAGAGGUGGGAGGAAUGGGGCAUAGCCACAAACCUGAAUCAACAGGUGGGAAAGGACUCAGCCGCCUGGAGGUGGCAGCCCUGGUCCUGGGCUGCCUUAUUCCUCUAGUUUUGUCCAUCGGGCACCAGCACUAAAGGUUCAAAGUCACUGUUCUUCUCCUUGAUCUGGUGUGAGCAGUAAAUGUUGGCUGCUCUUUUCAUCACUGUCUCUCUUACCCCAUCAUCCACCUCAUCUGCGCUGUGGAGUUUAGAGGGAAGCUUGAUUCCAACAUGAGGAAUUCUGGAAAAGCUUUUAGUGUAGCAAAAUGUACUUUGGCAGCCGGACAUAAAUUUUGUGUAAUUUUCUUUUCUGAAGACAUUUGAUAUUUUAAUUUUGAUUUCUGGCCCCUAUUCUCAGGGAAGAUGGACUUUGAAUUUUAAGAAAGGUGAGUGGGGAAGAAUUUAAUGGCUCGUCAUGAAAUUGCAAUCACCAAAGUUUUCUGUAACUCAGCAUUCACAGCUGAGAAUAAAACAAUGGAUGGAUGCCUUUUAAUAUGUGGAAAUCUUCUUACCAGUAGAAUAGGGGAAUCUCCCCUACAAUUUUUUUAUGUUGUCCUGACACAUGUGACUGAUCCUUGUAAUAUCAGUGCCACAAGCCUUGCUGUAAAGGUGCAGUAUUCAAAAUUCUGGGUAAUGCACUUGUUGCAAAAGACACUAACUGUGGAUUGGAAGAAACAUUAUUGGACAAAGAUUAGAGGAAGUCUAGGAUGUGAGAAUUCAGCUAGUUUAGUAAGUGGAGAUGACUUUUGCAUUGCAUUCCCUGGAUUAACACAAAGGAACCAAGGAAGUCCUAGAAACAAGGAAAUAUUCUGUUAUUUCUUGGUUUAUGCAGUGGCUUGUUACGUUAUUUAACAAAAAAAACAAAAACAAAGGCAGCACACCUUGGAAGCAGAUCUCCCAUCACGUCCGUAACGAGUAGCAACCAAAAUUGUAGAGACAGUUAGGAAUAUGGCACCAGGGCUGCGCUGCUACUAUCCUUGAGAGACAAAUACACAGUGUCUUUUUAAAUCAAACUGUUCAGGGCUUUGAGUGGAGAUCUGAUGGAAAUGGAUUUUGAGGGACCAGAGAACUAUACUAGCUCAUUUACAAAGGGCUGAAACUAGUGGUCUGGUUUUCCUUUCUUUCAUUAAAUAAAAAAUAUUAAGGUUAACAAAACAAGAUCUCUGGUUAAAUACUCAUACUCUGUGCGUGUUGGCAGGUCCACGGUGUGUCUAAACUAGUUAACUGCUCUGCUAAAUCUUCAUACCAGCAAGUAAGAAGCAUUUUGUUUUUUGUCAAGAACCUAUUGAAAUUAUACCUUUCUCCUUUGGGAAUCUUGGAAUCCACCACCUCUUGAUUAUGGUUGGUUGAACUGAUGCUACUCUGGGAUUCAGUGCCAUUGCAGCUGGAUGAUAAAAGAUUCUCUCCUUAUCAAGACAUGCCUUCUCUUGUCAGGCAAUGUUUUUGUUUAAUUAUGCAAGAAAUGGUACAUUUUAAUAACUGUAAUGCAUACAAAUUCAGAACAAUUGACAUGCACAGAUUGAAAACACAACUCUUGUUUUACAAAAAUUUCUUUUAUGCUACAUCCAUUUUAAGCCCUAGUCUGAAUCUAUCUGCACUUCUUAAAUAUAAUAUUGCCAAAAUGUUGUUUUUGUUUAUAGUCAUUUUCAUUGUUUGAAACAAAUCUUCAAAGCUUGAAAACACUGCUUUCUCAAGGAACUUAUUGUCUCCUUGUGAAAGAGAGAGCCCCUUUCUUCCCUCGCCAUCUGUUUCUUAUGGUACACAGGCCAUCAUGGCUCUGACUUCAUUACAUCCUCAUCUUCUAGCUCAGCAGUGGGUAUCAGCAUGGCUCUUGGAACAGGAUUUGUUAGUUUAAUUAGCGAUCACUCUGUUCAGUGGCUUUGUAGCAGCACAAAAACAGUAAUCCACAAUCAGAUUUUAACAGCGGUGACUGCUUUUUUGUUUUUUACCGUUAGAAAGGUGGAUUUGAAAAUCAGUGCAGAAUUAUUAGAAUGUAGAAGACCUUCCCACAAGACUAAUUAUUUUAAGGUAGAUAAAAUAUUGACCUAAUAUUGUCUACAUGACACUAGACUUUUAAAAAGCUAUUGUGUUCUGAAAAGCAACAGCAAAAAUAGCACCACCUAACUGACUAGAUCUAUUUCCUCUAUGUAUUUAGUCAUGCCUAGUUUCUCAAGAGACAAAUACAAAUCUAUACUUUUUUACUCCCGUUAGCUCUGAAAAGCCAACACAGCUCAGCUAGAGAGCUGGAUUCUGUUCUCUGUGUACCACCACAAUUGUGUAACUGUUUGCAAUUGACAAACCUGUGUAAAUCCACUGAAGGCAGUGAUGGUGCACAAGUGUCACUGAGGGCAUAAUUGGGCCUGUAGAACCUUUUUGACAGGUGGUAGUGACAGGCAACGUAUAAAGAAUCCUGCGCUUAGACCUCGUGGUAAAUUUGCAGGGCUGGCAGUUAUGAAAAAACACCAAUUCUGUAUGUAAACUGAGCAAAUCUGAUCUGUAAUCAUUGGCAGACAAACUAGAACCUCCUUGGUGACACUUCUGCGGUUACAUUUUGGGGUAGAACCACACUUUACGUUUACUUCCAUUUUUCCCCAGCACGUUCUUACAGUUAUCUUUCAACAUCUGUGUUCAGCUUCAGCCAUCAUUUCAUUUCAUGUCACGUCACUGUAAUGGUCAGAAACCUAUAUAUCCACUGUAGAUAGGAGUAUCAUUUACCAUCUUUUCCUGCCAGUGUGCAAUAUUCAGCCAGAACCUUUCUCUAUGGACCAUUGCUUAUUGAGGAGGAGACAGUUGACCAAAUUUCUCUCCCCUGCUGACAUAGCUUCUGGCAGGUUUACCAUAGUGAUAAUCAUCUUCCUGUUGGCAUUGCUAAGAGGGUUUUAUCAGACUUCUUGCCACAGACACGUCAUAAGAUCAAGUCUCCAACUUCUGGGGCAGUUGCCAUUGAUGAUGAUGCUCAAUUUAGUAUUGUGUAAACUAAGCUUGAGAGGCCAGAGCAUUAAGCAUUAUUGGCCAAGAUAGAACAGUGCAAGAGUCUGAAAAGGGUUCACAGGUUAAAAUAUCUACAAACAAAAGGGGACAGAAGGCCCAGUAAUGUGCAAUUUUCACUUUGCAGUUUGACUAAGUGGCAUAAGUUUUAUGUUUUUUCCUGUCCACUUUGAACUAGCUUCUUUGUUUUGGCUGCCUUAAUGGUAUAUAUCCGUUGAACUGUUUAAACUUUACAUGGCUGAGACUGCCGCCGUUACCAAGGGAAUUGGGGGUUAUCAGAGAGAUGCCUAUUGUAGCAGAAGGUAAAGUUUUGUUCUUCGAGGGCUUGUUCAUGUCCGUUCCAAUCCGGUGUACAAUGGCCCCGGGGGUUGUGGUGAGCUGCAGGCACUGCUGGCAGCGGCACCACCGACAGACGGGCCAGCACUGCUGUUGCCCCCUACAGCUCCGGCACCGACCCUCCUGUCAGCGGCACCGCCGACAGUGACAGCUUCGAUUCCACGGGCGUCGACAAUAUCGGCACCACCGGAACCAGCAACUUCAGCACCGCCUGCCUCGGCACCGAUAUUUCCUCCUCCAGCGGUUCCGGCACCGCGGGCUGUGGAAUACCGCAUGCCGCAAGACCCCUGGGGCGCUGAAGGGAGUGAGCAGGAUGCGCUGCCAGGCCGCUCCUCCUCAUCCUCCCUGGAUGAAGUGGUCGCGGGACGUCGACGUCCCCAGCUCUGGAAGAUAACAGGGCACUCCAGCAGCUCUUACACCAUGCUGCCCAGACCCUGGGUAUACAGCCAGAAGAGGUGGUGGAGGAAUCAGACCCAGUCGUUGAAGCAGGGGUCUGCCACAGUGUUUUGGUCGUCUCUACGAUAGUCUUUGUUAAAGACAAGGCGACACGAGAGGGACCAGAGGAUGCCAAGGCAGGUGCUGAAUGGCUGGUUCCGGCAGUGCCAAUAUCAAUGCCAGUGGAAUCGAAGCUGUCGCUGUCAGCAGUGCCGCUGACAGGAGGGUUGGUGCUGGAGCUGUAGGGGGCAACCCCGUGGCCAUUGUACACCUGAUUGGAAUGGACAUGAAUAACACAUCUCAAAGAACAACAGUUAAGAGAAGGUAACUGUUUUUUGCCGCAAGUGACCAAAUCUAUCCUGAUUGUAGUUCCUCAGCAAAUUAUUUUCUUUCAACAUAGGAUUUCAGUUAUAUAUGAGUUGGGGUGAAAACAUCUCUGAUCAUACCUCCAUCCUCCCUCUUUAUCUGCCACAAUAAAAUCAAUUAUCACAUGUAGUCUGGGCCAUCUCUUGUUGGUUUCCAUUCCUCAGGAAAAUUAGUUGCAAAUCAAUUCUUCAUUACUCUUCCAUUUUUGUCUGUAAUGUCCAUCUUAUAUAGGCUUUCAGUUGUGAUGGGGUGGAAAAUAGGUACACCCAGACAACACUGUAACUUAUUUGCUUGCAUUUUUCCCUUCUUUUUCCAAAUCCCACCCCCAAACCAGAACUCUCCACAUCAGCUAAUUUAUCAGUUCCUGAUGGUUGAGUUGAUACUAAGAAUCAAUUAAGAUUACAUCUGUGUUAGUUUCAAUGGGUUCAGCUAUUUCACUGACUCUUCUGAUAUCAUUUUUGUUCCUCGUAAUAGAGGCAAAAUAUUUUUUUCAGUACCUGAUGACAACUGAGAUACAGGAGCCUCAUUUAUAUUUACAGAUGUGAGAAUGGCAGGGCAGUCACACCAGGAUAAGGAUGUUUUGAUGGCUGCUCCAUAUAUUAGAAGUUGGCCAGGAAUUAAGCACGAGAACCUAGUGACUACAUCUGAGCUUCAAAGAGCACUCCUGCAUGGAAUAUCUUAAAACCUUAACAUUAUCCAAGAGACCCAGAAGAACAACAGUAUUUGUUCAGGAACUACUGUAGAGGCUGGUGAUUGUUUUAUAGGAUUCCUUGGCAGUGGCUGACUUGUGCCCUUAUUGUCAACUAUACUCAGAAGAACAUGGAGAGGCUAUGGAAUAACUAUGUUGCUGUUGGUCUCUUCUACGUCGUCUGCCCUUGAUCAUCCUCAGGAAAUCUGGAAGGAGGAGUUUGGUUGCUUUUGUCUGUGGUGUUGUGGGGAACCUGUCCAGUGAAUUUCAGAUUCAAACUUUUAAAAAUAUCAGCUUUUCUCAUUGUCCUUUGGUUACAUCUUCCAGCAACUCAGGCUUUCUAGGGAAUAAAAUUGCCUGGUUACUGUAGUUGAAGUGACUUUGCAUACUGAGCUGUAAUUUUAAUGUCUUUUCAAAACCAUUUGUACACAUGAAAUCAUUCCAUGAAUGGCUGCCUUAUAAUUUUUUGUUUUUUUCCACUUUAAUUGUGAAUGGUUUAAAAAAAUGUUGUUGGUUUUUUGAUUUGUUUUAUUAUAUUAAAUUUUUAUUAGGUGCAGUGCUUAA